AUGCCAUUGGUGGUAAUCAGCCAGGUUGAUGUCAGGGGACGACCGAGGCGCACGGAAGGAGCUACAGGAGCGAGCGUCUUAGAUCGCAGCGCAGGAGAACCGAAGCCAGAGCAGACGCCGGACGGAGACUGGACGGGUUCGAGGCUGUGUAGACACUCACGAGUGGCAAAGGAGCGGCGCGUCGGGCUGGACCCCCCCCCCCCCCCCGGCAGCGGCAGACAACGCUGGAAACGAGAUAACUGGACACAGGCCACAGACGCGCAGCGGACUGGGGUCAACAGGAGCAGACAUGGACUGGACACAGGCCACAGACGCGCAGCGGACUGGGGUCAACAGGAGCAGACAUGGAGUAGAGACUUGAGCAGCGGUGCGGGCAAGCCAAGGCGGCAUACAACGCUGGGAAUGAGAUUAGUAAAGGGACGUAUACGAAUCCUCACACUGCGAUCUGAGCACUUUGAACAGUGUUGGACAGCGUGUAAACCCCGGUCCUCUCCACAGCGGGACACAGGCCACAGACGCGCUACGGCCCGGGGACUGCAGGAGCAGAGGCGUGGGAGAGCGGACGCACACUACCGGGAGGACAGCUGGCCCGGGACAGUACAAUCCGGGAGACGAAGGCUCUAG
Molecule: messenger RNA, 624 nt
Organism: Knipowitschia caucasica
Lineage: Eukaryota; Metazoa; Chordata; Actinopteri; Gobiiformes; Gobiidae
Source: the annotation of a GenBank genome assembly